AUGGGUCCUCUUUUUCUAGUCCUAUACGUACUCGCCGUCUUCCUCAGCUCCCACCUUUCGAUUGCGCACGAAAGAGAUGAGCCAAAGAUACCACAAUGCAGCAAAUUUCUGACGCGCAAGGAGUGGCGAACUUUGAACAAUAGCGAGAAAGCCAAAUGGGUGGGGGCUGUCAAGUGCUUGGCAAGCAUAAGUCACGAACGGCUCUCCUUAACCAAGAAUCAAACAAUGCUUGAGGGUAAAAGGAGCUUGUAUGACGACUUUUCUUACUCGCAUGCAUUAGUGGAGCACAGUGCCCAUAGGAAUGCUUACUUCUUGCCGUGGCACCGCUGGUUCAUCUACCUAUUCGAUACUUCUCUCCGUCAGACUUGCGGAUACAGCGGGCCAACACCGUACUGGGACUGGUCACGCGAUCACGCAGACCUUUUCAACUCGCCAGUGUUCGAGGAUUCGCCCGAGUAUGGGCUGGGAAGAACAGGGGACCCUGAAGCCGACUGUACCGUCACCACCGGCGCUUUUGCCUCGUCCUCUGGCGAUUUUCAGCUUGCAUGGCCCAUCCGUCAUCGGCUGAGGAGGAAUUUGACACUCAUAACCGGUUGGUAUCCUCAUGAAUUGCCUCAAAACCGCACGCUGGGACUAGAAUCUGUGCGCGACUUGAUCGAAAAAACUACGGGCGAUUUCUAUAAAUUUCAGUACGCAAUGACACAGAUGCACAACCACGUACACGAUUUCGUUGGGGGUGACUUGGCGGGAGAUUGCCCUGAUACCCUGCCGGAGGCGGAUUGUCAGGGCAUGGCAAUGAGCUUCACACCUAACGACCCACUAUUUUGGUUGCAUCACGUACAGCUUGACCGGUUAUGGAGCGAGUGGCAGCAUCACCAUCCAUCCAACUUCGCCGCCUUCUCUGGCAUACCUCUGAAUCCGCACAAUAUGAGCGACCCCCGCUAUGACGUCGAAGCACACGCAGAUCAUCAGAUGCCUUUCGAUGUUCAGAGUGUCCCUAUGAUGCCGAGUACGCUGUUCGACAUUGAGGCCUGGCCGUUGUGUUACAGAUAUACGGACAAAGAGUGA
Messenger RNA from Parastagonospora nodorum SN15, 1068 nucleotides. RefSeq lists its product as hypothetical. The coding region runs from base 1 to 1068 and encodes 355 amino acids. Lineage: Eukaryota; Fungi; Ascomycota; Dothideomycetes; Pleosporales; Phaeosphaeriaceae. The record is from RefSeq and is a predicted model, not a curated record. The transcript is spliced from 4 exons. Gene Ontology annotation, molecular function: oxidoreductase activity.